Molecule: messenger RNA, 258 nt
Organism: Acaulospora morrowiae
Lineage: Eukaryota; Fungi; Glomeromycota; Glomeromycetes; Diversisporales; Acaulosporaceae
Source: the annotation of a GenBank genome assembly
AUAUUGAGGCACUUCAUCUUCAAAAUAAAAUGAAUAUUGAAGAGUAUAUUGAUUACUUAGAAGAAAAAAAUACGGAAGAAAAAUUAAAUAACUUAUUUACUUAUCAAAAAUCAGAAGAUAAAAAUAAGGAAAUGGAAGAAGAUGAUAGUAACGAAAUUCAAAAAAUUACUCAUAAAGAUGCAUUAAAUGCUGUAGAAUUGUUGGGACAAUAUCUUGUACAACAAGAUUUAAAUGAUAUCAAUCGAACAGAACAUGAUG